CAAUCGAAAAGGUGGAGGUCUGGGUCCCUUUCCCACUUGCCUGGACUCUGUCCCCUGAUCGGGCGUCUCCACUCCCCGAGUUUCUUCCUCAUAGGCUUGUCCCUGGGAGUGUGGGCGGCCCACUUCCUGAGCACAGAAACUCUUACCACCCCCUUCCCUCCUCUUCCUCCUCUUCCUCCUCCCCUCCCCGCACACCAGCCCUCCUCGGUGCCUCAUCACUUCCUACCUCAGCCUCUUCCUCCUCGGAGCGGUUCCUCAGACCACCCGCCCCCGCGGACUGCACCGGGUUUUCCACGGACCAGCCAGGGAGGCGGAGAGGCAGCAAUGAAUGUGGAACACGAGGUUAACCUCUUAGUGGAGGAAAUUCACCGUUUGGGUUCAAAAAAUGCUGAUGGGAAGUUAAGUGUGAAAUUUGGGGUCCUCUUCCGAGAUGACAAAUGUGCCAACCUCUUUGAAGCAUUGGUAGGAACACUCAAAGCCGCAAAACGAAGGAAGAUUGUUACAUACCCAGGAGAGCUACUUUUGCAAGGUGUUCAUGAUGAUGUUGACAUUAUAUUGCUGCAAGAUUAAUGUGGUUUGCAUAUCAUUGUUCAUUGUUAUUUUCUGGUAAACUGGAAUAUUUUCAAGUCAGAGGAAAAACAUGAACAUAGUUAAUGUAUUUUUAUAGAACUUUGUAAACAAAAGGAGACUCAUUUUAGAAGUCCAUCCUUUUCAUAUCUUGAAAGAAAAUUUAUGUAUUACACUGUAAAAUAAACAAAACUGAUUAUUUUUCUCAGGAAUCUGGUUGAAAAAUGUAGGCAUUGAAGUUUUUGUGAUGGGCGUGUGAGAGUUUCAUAAAUCAUUCUUAGACAAUUUCCAUAGAUAAUUGAUAUUCUGUGAAAGCAAGAAGCAAACUAAAGACCAGCUCCCACAAGGAAUAUUUUAAUGUUUAUGUAAUAAAAACAUGUUACUAUCUUAAAA
Molecule: messenger RNA, 960 nt
Organism: Myotis davidii
Lineage: Eukaryota; Metazoa; Chordata; Mammalia; Chiroptera; Vespertilionidae
Gene: ABRACL
Product: ABRA C-terminal like
Exons: 3
Coding region: 325-570 (81 amino acids)
Biological process (GO): regulation of actin filament-based process
Source: RefSeq, a predicted model, not a curated record